AUGGCAUCCCCUCACAUGCUCGAGUUCCUUCUGAACCUCCCCCUAUGUGCGUCCUUCAUUUUCAUCUCUGUGUAUGCUUUCAAUCAACCCGUCAAAUCUCGUCAAUUACUCUACUCUUGCCCUUCAUCAUCACCCUCAGCCCCACCUUAUUCUGUCAUCUGUGCGCCGGCCGCAUCAUCCCGAGGACCAUCUUACCUCGUCUCAUUCUCCUGUCCAUCAUAUCCCUCACCAGAUUCAGGCCCAGGGGUAGCGAAGAUUGAGGUCUUCACCGUGGAGAUUAGAAAAGAUUAUUGGGGGAGAUUUCCCGCUGUAGAUUGGCUCAGUUUGGUCGUCGACGGAGCCCAGAAAUGCAAAUCUUUUGAGUACCCUUGA
Molecule: messenger RNA, 372 nt
Organism: Cantharellus anzutake
Lineage: Eukaryota; Fungi; Basidiomycota; Agaricomycetes; Cantharellales; Hydnaceae
Exons: 2
Coding region: 1-372 (123 amino acids)
Source: RefSeq, a predicted model, not a curated record